This is a messenger RNA of Phaeoacremonium minimum UCRPA7, 420 nucleotides long. RefSeq lists its product as hypothetical. Bases 1 to 420 code for a protein of 139 amino acids. The record is from RefSeq and is a predicted model, not a curated record. The transcript has a single exon. Lineage: Eukaryota; Fungi; Ascomycota; Sordariomycetes; Togniniales; Togniniaceae.
AUGUCAAGUGCCGCCUUAUCUCCGAUCCCUGCAUACCUCGUCGGUACUGCCUUUCUCGGGGUCGGCCUCAUGGCAUUCGCGGACCCGAGUGGAGCGUACAAGCAAUUCGGCAUCCCACUGAGCCCAUCGCUCCCGGAGAAGACCCACCCCGCCGCCUACGGCGCCGCGUCUCCUUUCCUCUACGCCAAAGCAGCGCGCGACAUCACAUUCGGGCUCACGUACUUCCUCCUGCAAUAUACGCGCAAUGCUCGCGGCGUCACAGCUUUCUCGAUGGCCGCCGCCGUCACGGGGUGUGUGGAUGGCUGGAUCGCCUGGACGUACGGCGGAGAGCUGCGGGGUACUGCCUGGAAUCAUUGGACCGGCACGGCUGUCUUCACAGCUUGGGUUGCGAUGCGCCUCAUGAAACAUGCUGGCCACUGA